GUGAGCGCAAACAACUGAGCUGACAGCAUUUGCAAUCAAAUCGCUUGUUUUCUCAGUCGUAUUUCAGCGCUGAUCUCCAUCUCCCGAGAUAAUUCCAAUUACUUACUAUGAUAUUUGGCCAUAUUUGCAAAACUGGUUAUUUUAGUUUAGCUACACAUUUAUUUUUUAGUUUCACUCGGUGCUAUCGUAGAGCAUUGGUAAACGUGGACACUUGCUUUUGCCGAAUAAGCAGCCACAGGUAUCUGGUUUGAAGGAGAAGAAGGUUUUUCGAUCAGCUGAUAUUCGGGGCUGCGGCAAGACAGCUGGACUUCUCACUGCCUGUGGAUAAUGAGAUGAUGGCCAAAAUGACCGGCUCCCCAGGCAAUGAGCUACCUCUCCUGCAGCUUCAAGAGGUGGACUCCAGCAAGGUUGGGGAGAACGGGGGCUCCGCUGGGUUGCUGCCCUCCAUGUACAAUGGUGCCCUGCCUACGCUAAGCAUGGACAACCACGCUGUGUGCAUCCCGUCCCCCUACACGGACAGCGGCCACGACUACACCACACUGACCUUCUACAGGCCUCCCAUCCUGGGCCAUGCUGGCCCCGCCGUUCCCGAGGGCCCUGACGUGCGCCCCUCCCUCAGCCCCUCUCUCUUCUGGCCGUCCCACGGGCACCACGGCCACGUACCCCAGCUGGCCCUGCACUUCCAGCAACCCCUGCUGUACAGAGAGCCCCCUCACAGCCCCUGGGGGGAACCCAAACCACUCGAACAGGGCCACGCCCAGACCAGGAAUCGACCAAGGAGCUGUUGGGUCGAUGGGUGUUAUCAUGCUGUGGCAGGAUACUCGUUCGCUCGAUGGAGUUGUGGGUUCGUGGCGUGUUCUUUGCAUCGACCCAGUGGGACAUACCGUACUCACCGCUGCCUCCUGCUGUCCUCCAGCAAGCUCGCGAAGAGGGUGGCGGAGAGCGAGGAGGGGGCGAGCUCCGGCGGGGGCUGUUUUGCGGGGAAGGGAGACAUGCACUUCUGCGCCGUGUGCCACGACUACGCCUCGGGGUAUCACUACGGCGUCUGGUCCUGCGAGGGCUGCAAGGCCUUCUUCAAGAGGAGUAUCCAAGGGCACAAUGAUUACAUCUGCCCUGCCACCAAUCAGUGCACUAUCGACAAGAACCGGCGCAAGAGCUGCCAGGCGUGCCGACUCCGCAAGUGCUAUGAAGUGGGCAUGAUGAAGUGUGGUGUCAGACGCGAGCGCUGUACGUACCGGGGAGCACGACACCGCCGUCUGCCCCAGAUCCGUGACUUGGCGGGGUCCGGGGGCGGGGCCCGGGCGCACAGGCGGGGUGAGGGGCCCGCCACUCAGGUGCAGUCCUCAGCGCUCACGCCCGAACAGCUCAUCGACCACAUCGUGGAGGCGGAGCCCCCGGAGAUCUACCUCAUGAAGGAGCUGAAGAAGCCCUUCACCGAGGACAGCAUGAUGAGGUCGCUCACCAACCUGGCAGACAAGGAGCUUGUCCUCAUGAUCAGCUGGGCCAAAAAGAUCCCAGGGUUUGUGGAGCUGGACCUGUCUGACCAAGUGCACCUGCUGGAAUGCUGCUGGCUGGAGCUGCUCAUGCUGGGCCUGAUGUGGAGGUCUGUAGAUCACCCUGGAAAGCUCAUCUUUUCUCCAGACCUCAAGCUCAAUAGGGAUGAAGGAAGUUGUGUGGACGGGAUCCUGGAAAUCUUUGAUAUGCUGCUGGCGGCGACCUCCAGGUUCCGGGAGCUGAAGCUACAGAGGGAGGAGUAUGUGUGCCUCAAAGCCAUUAUCCUCCUCAACCCCAACCUGUGCUCAGCCUCAGCCACCGACAACCGCGAGGAGACAGAGAGCCGCAGCAAGCUUCUGCACAUGCUGGACGCGGUGACCGACGCGCUGGUCUGGACCAUCGCUAAGAGGGGCCUGACCUUCCAGCAGCAGUCCGCCCGGCUGGCCCACCUGCUCAUGCUGUUGGCCCACAUCCGCCACGUCAGUAAUAAGGGCAUGGAGCACCUGUCCAACAUGAAGAGGAAGAACCUGGUGCCGCUCUACGACCUCCUCUUGGAGAUGCUGGACGCCAACACCAUGCACGGCACCCGAAUGUCUGAAUCAUACUCCCAGCCACCCCCCUGGCCCCCCACUGCACAGAGCCAGCCCAGCCCACAGCCGUCUUGCAGCGGGGAGGGGCCUUGUCCUCCCAAGGAAAGCAGUACCAUCUAGCACCCUGGAACAAGCUGCAGUUCCCUAUCGUUAGAUUGUCAGAGGGAAGUAUUUUAUAUUGUGGGCCAUUUACUGUAACAUCAUUUUAAAAGACAAGUAUAAUGUAACCUUGUGUGCUACGGAUUUCAGAUCGGGAAGAACUAGUUAAACAUGAUCUCCAGAGGCUCACGUGAGGCCUCUACCUACCAUAAAACAUUUUGAAAGUAAAGUAUACUUUGUAGUACAGUCCUUUUUGAGCAUCUCCCUGCAAUUGCCUUUGGUUGAUCCUGUGGCAGUAUUCCUGGCGCUGGUUUGGUGAAUUUUGAGAAGUGUGAGGGUCUUUAUUGGUUUAAUUAGGCCUGUGCAUCUUCUUGGCAGACAGGUCAGUAUCAGACCAACUUGGGUGUCAAUUCUCUGGUGAGGUGUGCAUGGCGAGGAAACGUUAUGAACAGUAGUUCUUGGCUGUUGACAGGUAUGUCUACUGACCCCCUUUGGGUUCAGAGAUAGAGAAAGAGAUUCAAGUUCUUGGGAGUUUUUAGUUCUUCAGUAAUGCCAUCUGUGCCUUUAUGGGUCUUGAUGGCUGUGUGCAGUUCUCCUAGCCAGUUCUUUCAAUAGAUAUCUAGCUAGACCAUUUUGCUUAUUUUCUGUUUGCUACAUAAGAAAAUAGAAAUUGGCUUUGCUUGCUAUCUAUAUCGCUUGUGGGCUAGCUAAUUUUGUUUGAUUAUAGUUUGCUAACUUAAUUUCAUUUGCUGCUUGUUUAAUGUAAAGUUAACUAAUAACUUGCAGAAGUUACAUAAUUAUUUAGACUGGUAUUCUGUUACAAUGAAUCACACUUAUAUUCUGAUGGACAGCUGUUUGUGUCUUGAUUUUUAAAUUUGAGUGCACUGUAAUUCAGGCAGACAAGGAAGCCAGAUCCUAUAAUGCAAAUGGAACAAUUGUCAGUAAAUGAGUAUAAUACUAAUUGUUAUAGUCUGUAUUGUGACUUCAAUAUUUUUAAUUAGUCUGGGAGCUCAUGAAAUUCUGUUGAAUUGAUUGUCAGUUUUAUGUUUUCUGAGAUAUGUAUCAAGUGUUUAGCACACAUUCUUAUCCUGGAUGACCUCAUUAUAUUGAGGAACCAUUCUUGUUGAUCACUACUCAGCUGCAAGUGUAAAUUUUUCAAAUACUGUUGUUCAUGUACAAUGUAGAACCAUAUUUACACGAAGCAACCAGUUGACACUUCCCCAAAGGUCAGCCUGGGCUGGGGUUACAAUGUUGGAUUAUUAUUACAAUGAACUGGAUAUUACCUUGGAUUAUUAAAUUUGUAAAAUUGGAUUUGAAGAUUGGAUUACUUUUAAAUUGUCAAAAUUUCAGACCAGUUUCAAUGUGGAUACCUAGGCAUGCUACAAGGAAUAAUACUCAAGUUUAAAUUGAUGGUGUAAUAUUCCUUUAAAUGUUCCACAAUAUGAAGUACUGCUCUGUGACAAUGCGUUUCAUUUGAAGACUCUUGGGAUUUUUCGAACUGUUUAGUGACUGCUGCUGUGUUUGGUCAUGGAGAAGACCGUGUAACACCUGGGUUGCACACUGGAACCACAAGCCGAAGAGAUUAACCGCACAGUCUGGGAGGCUCGUGAAUGGCCUUAGACUGCUGUGCAGCUCCUCUCUAAGAAGACAUUUUGGAGGUUUGGUGGGCUUUGUGCCUGAAUUGUUUCAAAUGAAGUAACAUUUUUCCUGUUUUUGUAACCAAGUUUUUCUGUAAGUGUACCCUGGCAACAUUAUGCUGGAAACUCUUUAAAACUGUUUUUGUCUAUGAAGGGGAUAAUUUGUAUCAGUAAAUAUAUAAUUGGCAAUAUUGUUGUUUUUCAUUCAUUGUUUUUCCUGUGAUUUCUUGUAAAUAGACAUUGGUUGGUAAUGCAGUAGUUCUCUGUAAAUCUUUCAGUCAAUUUUUAAAAAAGAACAUGUUUGAAUCAAUUUUCUUUGAUUUAUCUGUUGUUUCCCCCCACCAUGUGUCCAUCAUGUGAUUUUCUUUUUUUUGCACUAAAUUGUACACCAAGAAGCAGCUUAUUCAGUAAAUGGUGCACUUUAAAUUUAAA
Messenger RNA from Conger conger (European conger), 4252 nucleotides. It is a transcript of the gene esr2b, whose product is annotated as estrogen receptor 2b. Gene Ontology annotation, molecular function: steroid binding; nuclear receptor activity; sequence-specific DNA binding. Gene Ontology annotation, cellular component: nucleus. The record is from RefSeq and is a predicted model, not a curated record. Gene Ontology annotation, biological process: cellular response to estradiol stimulus; estrogen receptor signaling pathway; regulation of DNA-templated transcription. Lineage: Eukaryota; Metazoa; Chordata; Actinopteri; Anguilliformes; Congridae. The transcript has 11 exons. Bases 333 to 2204 code for a protein of 623 amino acids.